This is a messenger RNA of Gasterosteus aculeatus aculeatus (three-spined stickleback), 3443 nucleotides long. It is a transcript of the gene tmprss4a, whose product is annotated as transmembrane serine protease 4a. NCBI's taxonomy places the organism in Eukaryota, Metazoa, Chordata, Actinopteri, Perciformes, Gasterosteidae. The record is from RefSeq and is a predicted model, not a curated record. Gene Ontology annotation, cellular component: membrane. Gene Ontology annotation, biological process: proteolysis. Gene Ontology annotation, molecular function: protein binding; serine-type endopeptidase activity.
CCUGCUGAUGACCUGCAGCAACACUUUUGAGACCUAGUCCUUCCUGCUAGCCUUGCAUGCGGCCAGCGUGGCUCGUGCGGGUUAGGGGUUGUCAUAUCAGCGAUCUGUUCACACUGUGAGACGUGGCAACGGCAUGAGUCACGCUGUGAUGUCAGGAACUCCUGACUGAUACCAACAGACUUGUUUAGACCGUCAAAACAACACAGACAAGAGAACCACGCCUCGGCCUAAAGGCACGUUACCGGACAACAGCAAAGCGAGCGUUGACUGCGUGUUGUGUCUGAGUUUUCAAGGUGGAACACUGUGCUACGUCUUUGUUUUUUCCAAGUGUGGAACACUGUGAUACGUCUUUGUUUUUCCAUACGUUUGUAUUUGCAGCAGGCUGUGUGUUUGGGUAACAAUUUGAGAGGCAAAUGACACUGGAAGAGACCCAGGGAGUGAACGAACACAAAAGCGAAACAAAAAACAAGGGACAUGGUGUGCUUUAUAUCCAGAGGGCUUAAAGGUUUGCAGUGGGAGGAGAGAUAGUGACAGAGACAGAGAGGAGGUUUCAGGUUACCUGAAAUACUUCUGUUUUGUCAGCCAGGCUCGGGGAUUCUAAAAGUCUCUUUGCCUACGCAAAGCACCGAGACACGAACCAGCACUCUUUAACGCAGAGGGACAGGUUGGAUUUAGCUGCUCUGCUGUAGAAAGAACACGGUAAGGACAGCAAGGGAGCGACAAAGAGACGUCAUAAACACAGUUUUUGCAGUCAGAGCCAGGGGGACGACAGUGUGACACAAAGGUGAGAGGAAGAGGACGAAGGACAUCCGGGAGCUUGUGGGUUACAGGGAGGAGAGAGACCCCUCCUCUGUCCAGGGAGGGAGGGCAGUGUUGACUCUGUGCUCCGUGUCAGCCAUAAGAAGGACUCCCACCAUCAUGCGGACGGUCGUCCAGGUGCGUGAGGAAAGCGCAGCGCCAUUGAAUCCCGGGCAGCCAGUGGUUUUACGGCCAGGGCGGCACAGAAGGCCCAUGACUGCCCCGGAGACCGAUAAAGAGAAGGCGUCCAAGAGGAAGAAAGUGCUGCUGACGGUCCUGUCAGUUGUCAUCGUACUGGGAAUACUGGUCACCGCUGCAUAUUUCAUUAAGGUGCUGAUUGACAGUAAAUAUUUCUUCUGCAAGAGUUCAGUGAAGUUCAUCCCGAUAGACGAGGCCUGCGACGGGAAAAACGACUGUUCCGGGGGAGAGGAUGAAAUUACGUGCUUGUCGAGAUUUACGGUCAAUACUACGUUUCCAGUGCGUCUCAUCACGGGGCAGCAGGUGCUGCAGGUGUACAGUGCAGCCCAAGGCUGGCAGACUGUGUGUAGCGACGUAUGGGCCGAGCAGUACACGGAGACGGCCUGCAGACAACUGGGCUACACAUCUAAACCCAGUAGCACCAGUGUGCCGGUGGACACCUUGUCAUCCCUGAAAGAUGGACCAUUUACAGCUAUCCGGCUUGGUUCUACGAACACGCCCAUACAUCUGGCUACCGCAAACCGCACUGUCUGCAAUUCCGGAUCUGUCAUAUCCUUGUCAUGUUCAGACUGUGGCUCGGUGGUCUCAGAGGGACGUAUUGUCGGGGGUACAGAUGCUUCUAUCGAGCACUGGCCCUGGCAGGUCAGCCUGCAGCAGGGGGGCCAGCACACAUGUGGAGGCACACUGGUGUCCCCGCGUUGGGUCGUCACCGCCGCCCACUGUUUUUCGGGGAGUAAAAAGGAGCUGAGUCGCUGGAGAGUGAUGUCAGGCCAGACGUUCAUGAGCGCACUCGGAGGUUCCUAUGUGGACAGGAUCAUCAUGAAUGGAGACUACAACUCUGUGCGAAGCGACUACGACAUUGCGCUGAUGAGACUCAGCAGCCCCAUCGGAGUGGGAGCCAGCCAAAAGCCGGUUUGUCUACCUCCUAAAGCCUUCGGCCUUCUCCCCGAUUCCGCCGUGAGUGUGACUGGCUGGGGAUACCGAGAGGAGAACGGGAAGGUCUCUUCGUCACUCCAGGAGGCCACUGUACGUCUGAUCGACUGGGCCAAGUGCUCCAACCCCUCAGUGUAUGGUAGUGCCGUGACCCCAAGGAUGCUCUGUGCCGGUUUACUUCAGGGCGGAGUGGACGCCUGCCAGGGGGACAGUGGGGGUCCUUUGGUGCACUUGACCUCCUCUCAUUGGCACCUGGUUGGAGUGGUGAGCUGGGGCGUCGGCUGCGCUCGGAAGGACAAGCCAGGCGUUUACACUAACGUUGAAGAGAUGUUAAACUGGAUUCAUACCGUCGUCGAGAACAACCCGUGAGGUCCUCCCUUUGGUAGAGCAGCCACCUCCAAGACUCCAGCCUUCUCUCUGGAAGACAAAAGAAAGCCGCAGUGAGAGUAAAUCUGAAGCUGGAGCGAAGGGCGUUAAGAUCAAUCUCAGCAGCAACACGGAAUAACUAACACAGCCAUAUUACACAAACACACACACGCUUUUAAUUUUCAAAACGUAUUGCUGUUUGUGCCAUUUCAGGUUAUUUUCUCAGGGGAUGUGUGUAUAUUUUUGUUUUGUGUCUCUAGCUGGUCUGGGAUGGUUUAAGUGUUGACAAUGUUGUAAUUUGACGGACCCAAAUGAAUGAUUAAUGCAAUAUUUGAUAAAGGUUUUGGGUAUUGAUGUGAUGACUUGGCAAUAAGUAUACUACCUGUUUAGACUGGUGAGAUUUUGACCGUACCGGACUGGCAGAGCCCAACCAUAAUGUAAUUUAUUACUUUGUGCUGUGAUUUUAGGUUUGCAAUGUGCAAACUUCUUUUAUCAAAGGCAACACACUGUGUACUGUGAGGGUGAAGACCGCUCAAAAUCCCCAAUAUAAGUAAUUUCAAGUCCCGAGCUUUAAGGCAUUGAUGGUGCUGACUCAGUUGAUCCGAGUGUCCCGGGAACAGGGAACACGCCCCAUUUCUACCACACAAUUGUUGCGCUCACUUCCUACAACUGAUGCACUUUAAGUGGAGUAACUUCUCUCCUCGCUGUACGUCUGGGAUGCACUUUGCUAAUCUAAUUAUGCACUGAGGACUAAAACUCAAACACACUUAUGUGGAGUGCCUCCACAAUGCGUACAAGUGCCUUCAUAAGACACCACCCCCCCCCAAAGCCAGAAUUUUCAGCGGCGGUCACUGAGGGUUUCCCUUCACAGCUAAACGGAAUUCAGAUUUUGUUUAAGUUUAGAAGUGCUAAUGGUAUGUUAAUUUUAAAAUAGGGGAACUUGGGCCUAUAUUAUUUAUUUCAAUUACUCAAUUUGUAGCAAGCAAUUAAUUUAGCUAUUUUAGGUUCAUGGUUAUUUUUGUAAUUUCCUUUUAAAACAUUUUAUUUAUAGAUAGAAUUUCUUUCAGGAUGUUGUGUGUGUGCCUUGGUGACUAAUAGCCUAUAUAUGAUUUUAUAUACUUGUAAAUACAAUAAACAUUCUUAUGCAA